AUGACAUGUAAUCCAGAAUGGGAAGAGAUCAUUGAGCAACUACAUCCAGGCCAAAGCCAUAAUGACAGGCCAGACCUAACCUCAAGGAUAUUUCGAGCAAAGCUCCAAGACUUGAAAGUUCAACUAUUUAAGAAGGAGAUCUUUAGGAAAGUUGUCGCACAUGUUCAUGUGAUUGAGUUUCAAAAAAGAGGGCUACCACAUGUACAUAUAUUAAUAAUUCUUAUUGAAGAUUACAAGAUCACAUCAUCAGAUCAGUAUGAUAAAUAUGUAUCUGCAGAAAUUCCAGACCAAUCCAAACACCCUGAUAAAUAUGUAUCUGCAGAAAUUCCAGACCAAUCCAAACACCCGAUCCUCUAUGAAUUGGUAAAAAAACAUAUGAUGCACGGACCUUGUGGAGAGUUGAACAUGAAGAACAGUUGCAUGAAAAAUGAAGAAUGCAAAUAUCACUAUCCUCACGAUUUUAGCUCACAAUCAAUUCAAGCAAAAGAUGCUUACCCAAUUUAUAAGAGAAGGAAUGAUAACAAAACAAUGUUGGUCUGCAAUAAAAUCCUUAAUAAUCAGUAG
This is a messenger RNA of Asparagus officinalis (garden asparagus), 564 nucleotides long. RefSeq lists its product as uncharacterized. NCBI's taxonomy places the organism in Eukaryota, Viridiplantae, Streptophyta, Magnoliopsida, Asparagales, Asparagaceae. The record is from RefSeq and is a predicted model, not a curated record. The transcript has a single exon. The coding region runs from base 1 to 564 and encodes 187 amino acids.